AUGUCGAUGGCUAGACAGGCGGCUUUGGCAGCCAGUGGUCAAUCGGACCAUUUGGAGCGAGUCGUACAAUCUGUUACGGAUGCUACAAAACGUCUUUCGCAAAUUUCCAGUAGCACAACAAACACCACAACAAACUCGUCGAAACGGCGAUCCAGAGAUACAAUCGGGCCCUGGAAGUUGGGCAAGACGUUGGGUAAAGGGUCGUCUGGUCGGGUACGUUUAGCGAAAAAUAUGGAGACUGGGAAACUCGCCGCAGUGAAAAUCGUGCCCAAAACGAAAUCUGCGCGUCCCAAUACGUUACCUUACGGCAUUGAGCGUGAAAUCAUCAUUAUGAAACUUAUUUCGCAUUCGAAUGUGAUGGGAUUGUACGAAGUAUGGGAAAAUCGGUUUGAGUUGUUUUUGGUGCUGGAAUACGUUGACGGAGGUGAAUUGUUUGAUUAUCUUGUUUCGCGUGGCAGACUACCCGAACGCGAAGCAAUUCAUUACUUUCGACAAAUUAUCGAGGGUAUGGCGUUCUGUCACAGUUUUAACAUCUGUCAUCGAGACUUGAAGCCUGAAAACUUGUUGUUGGAUAAGAAAAAUGGGCACAUCAAAAUCGCAGAUUUCGGUAUGGCUGCACUUCAAACUUCCAAUAAGCUCUUAGAGACUUCGUGUGGGUCGCCGCACUACGCUUCUCCCGAGAUUGUCAUGGGCAAGACGUAUCACGGUGGGCCCAGCGACGUUUGGUCAUGCGGAAUUGUUCUUUUCGCUUUGUUAACGGGGCAUUUACCAUUCAACGACGACAAUAUAAAACGGUUGUUGUUGAAAGUUCAGUCUGGUAGGUACAAAAUGCCCCAAAAUAUAUCACCAGAAGCGAAAAACUUGAUUUCACGGAUAUUGAUUGUCGAUCCAAUAAAGCGAAUUACAGUGGAUCAAAUUUUAGCGCAUCCUUUGCUCACCAAAUAUGGUAGCAAAACGAAACCCGAGUCCAGCAAAUCUAAGAACAAUAGACCCUCAAACAUUUCACUUACGAAAAAAGAGGAUAUAGACGAUACAAUUUUACAAAAUUUGCAAAUACUGUGGCAUGGUGCAUCAAAGGACCACAUCGUGAGUCAACUACUCAAAGAAGAAUUGACAGACGAGAAAAUGUUCUAUUCUUUACUGAUUGAGUAUCAACAACGACAGAAAAAACAAAAGAAUUCUAACAAUUUGCCCACCGAUGCGCCCAAAUUAUUGCAAAAGUCACAAUUCAGUGUUCCCUCUAUCAAAUCUCAACAUUCUCCUAGAAAAGAGCAUGUAGCUUCCUCUUCUCGACUGUUCAGUUCCAGCUCCAGGCAAUUGAGCCAUAAAAGAAUGAUCAAGAAGAAUAUGCGUGCGUCUCCCUCGAGCAGGUCCGUGACCUCUAUGAAAUCUUCUGCGUCCAAAAAAUCGCUGAAGUCCUCUUCGUCUAAACGAUCCAUCAAAUCUUCAACUGCUCACAAAACAGGUCUAACAAACCACGAUGGAUCUGCUCUCCAACCUUCAGAAACUUCUUUUUACUCUUUGAAAUCCAUUUCCAAAAGAUCUGUCAAUCUGAAAGAUUAUCUCCACGAGGACGGUCAAAACAGUAGCGUGCCACAGCGUUCUGAAUUUGAAGUUUUAUGUGAUGAACUUCUAUUUGGAGGUGGUCUAGAUGGGAUCAAAGAGGAAGAAGACGAAGAAGUUCUACAUGAUUUGUUACAGGAGCAAACGCUUCAAUCAGCAGCUGCUGCCAAAGAGAAUGUCAAACCCGAGAUCAAAAAGGAGGAAAAGCCUGUUUCAAGUAAGAUUGCCCCUCUCCAACCUGCAUCUCCAAAGGUGGAGAUGAGACAGCGCAACCAACCAAUACGCAUAACGUCUGAACCCUUCGCGAAGAUGUCGCCGGAUGCAAGAUCUUCGCUAGAUCCAAGGAGGAACGUUUCGCAACCCAAUUCUCUCGAAAUGCUCUUGAGCAAAUACACUUACAGAGCAUCUUUGAAUUCGGCCACAAACUUGAAAUCGGUCAAGAGUCGUCGCGACUUGCACCAUGAGUUGUCACCUCAGGAUGGAGCCAGAAACCGAGAUUCUCCUGUUAAUGAAACUUCUGCCAACUAUGAUGUGGGCAAUCUCACAAGCAUGUUGGCGCAGUCCAGCACAAUAAAGGGUGCUGAAAUGCAUUCUCGCUCUCAUUCGACUCUUGACUCAAACCAUCCUCAUCGCAAGCCGCUCACAUCGAUGCCAUCGGUAGGUUUCAGUGCCUCUUCCACUUUCAAAAAUUUGAAUCAAUUCAUAAUUGCGGAUUCGUCUCAAGAUAGCUCGGAGGUCAUCAAUAGGAAGCGCGCCGGUAGCGAAAGGCAAACUUUGGCGCCCGGACCUCGGGGUGUCGUUUCGAGGAAAGUUAGUCAAGCCAGCAGUGGUGGAGGUCACUCUGAAGAAUUCUCGGAUAUGACAUAUGCAAUGGAAAUUCCAACACAAAUCUUGACCGCGCAGGCCGUACAGAUUUCCAAUGGUAGUUCUGUCGAGCAGCUGGAAUUGCUCAAAAACCGACACUACCAAAAAAAUGCGAAAGAGGACGAGGUCAACAUCUUUGAAGAUGCUCCAGAUGACACUUUUUCUGUGGCGACGAGUUCCUCCGAUAGCGAGUCGCAACCUCAUGUUCAUAGAAAGGCGACUUCCCUUGACUCGCUAAGCAAUAACAACGUGCUUACUAAACCGACAGAUGUGCGUGUUUCUCUCUAUGUGAAUAACGUAGCAUCGACAGUUGGUUUACCGCGGGAGACGACAGAGGAAAUUAUAUCAAAAAUGAAGCUUUCGCCAGAGAAGGUUGGAGCAACUGCGCCAAAGAGAAACUCUCAGGCGCAUAGCGCCGUUACCAUUUCGAAGAGUAUGGUUUCGAUGUUUAAAGAUUUCGAAGAUACGAAAUACGGCAAAGAUGAUUCCGUGGACGAUAGCCUGGAGCUCAAGUAUCCCGAGGGCGGUGCCGAGAAGGAGAAUCGGGUCACCAUGCUCUUUGAUGAUGAAGCUGGCAACGUUUUCAAAGCUUCGCCUACCAAACCGAAUAAAACAAGUCAACCUUCCGCGGUAGAACCGAUCCGAAGCGAUGCGAGCGAGAACCUAGGAUUCAAGAAAAAUAGGCUUUCGACAGUCGUCGAAUGCGAAAAACAAGAGUCGCACGCACCGGUUCCAGUUUUGCAGCGGCCUGCUCCUCCCGCGCCAAGUUCCCAGAAACCAAGUUGGUUUAGAAAACUGUUCGAUAAGGUGGUGCAUGCGCAGAACAGAGACAUACUGCAGCAAGAGCAUCUCACCAAGUCCAAGUUCGAAGACGUACAGAUCGUGAUGCUACGUGAGUUCUAUAAGUUUAAAAUUGACUUCAAGCUCAAGCGGUUGGACAAGAAGAACGGGGUAAGCAGCGCCGUUUACAAUUGCGAGUUCGAACAGGGACAUUUCAAGUUCAAGAUCAACAUGAGGGGCAAUUCUGCGGGUACAGAGGUGGUCGUGAAAAAGAAGGGGCUGCAAAACCGGGAGCCGUUUACGCGAUUUAACUCGGACAUUGCGCGGGUCCUUCGCGAAGAACUGUCGUCGUGA
This is a messenger RNA of Lachancea mirantina, 3561 nucleotides long. Lineage: Eukaryota; Fungi; Ascomycota; Saccharomycetes; Saccharomycetales; Saccharomycetaceae. The record is from the annotation of a GenBank genome assembly.